AUGCAUCACGAUGCCAACAGCUCGCCCGCCUUCCUUGCCUCCUCCGCCACUUCCACCACUUCUCAGUAUGCUCCAUAUAACUCAGCUAUAAGCCAUGCGGCAUCUGUUUCGACGGUCUCUCUGUGGUCCGAUGCCGCUUCUCAGUCAUCGGACGACACCAUGUCAACGAGCACGUCUGACUCUGACUCAUGCGAUGCUUACUGUAUCUCGAAGGAGGCUGCCACCACGGCUCAGAAUGUCGUCAACUAUCGGCGGGCUCGUCUGCACCACCGCGAGCUGGACGUUGUUCCCGCCGAGCUGCGCCGAAACCCUAGGCGCACCGCUCCUGGUUCCCACGGGAGCCGCGGAGGCUGCCCUCCUGCUUUGGUGCGACAGUCAGAUCGCAAAGUAAACUUUGUCGACAGUCUGGUCGAUUCUUCCACUCAAAUCGUCGAAGCGAUUUGGCCCCUAUCCUCGGCCGUGUGCCGCAACGAGCUCGGCAGCAAAGCUGUCUUGCCUCUGCGCACCUUCAUCCAGGAGACCUUGCGCCGCUCCCGCACCAGCUACUCCACGCUCCAGGUCGCGUUGUAUUAUCUCAUCCUCAUUAAACCCCACGUUCCGAAACAUAAUUUUACCACAGAACAGCCAGAAGACCGUCACGGCGAUCGUGCACUUCAGUGUGGGCGCCGCAUGUUUCUUGCUGCACUGAUCCUGGCCUCGAAAUACCUUCAAGACCGAAACUACUCCGCCCGAGCCUGGAGCAAAAUCUCGGGUCUCAACACCCAGGAAGUCAACCAGAAUGAGAUUGCCUUUCUCCUCGCGGUCAACUGGAAAUUGCACAUCACGGACGACGUGUUCCAGCGAUGGUCCGAGAUAGUGCUCAAGUACACUCCUCCAGCACCGCCGACCCCUGGCGUUGCUUCCCAGAACUAUGCCCAGCAGUCUGCCGAAUGGAGGCAGCUCAUUCUGAAGCUUGAACCGGACCUGACCAACAUCGAAGGCCUCUUGGUCCAAUCCCCGCGCAGUGCCACAGGCAGUGAUUUGUGCGCUCUCUCGCCUCGAAGCAUCCUCAACCUUGCUCAAGAGCGUCGCCACGUGUCCACUGGUGAAGUCACGAGCUUCAUGUCGGGGAUGAAGCGGUAUGGCGCACCGUCAGUUCUGGACACAGUCCCCAACCCCGUUGGAACCCCCGGCCGUCUGGCCCCCGCCCUAGGCCUUCUACCUACCCCUCGUCUUACCCCGCAGACCAGCGGAUUUUGCACUCCUGCCGUGAGUGCCACAUCCCAAAUGUUCGGAAAAGGUAGUGCCAUGGGCCUGGCGAUGGGCCAUGUAGGCACCGUCAGCGCUACCCAUGCGUCUCUGGAUCGCCAUCCUUGCUCUGUUUCUAGCUCGCCACCGGGUACCUGCCCGGCUCGCCGAUCUUCGCUCGCCACGUCCGUCUCAACGGCGUCGUCCCCCGAGUCAAUGGUUUCAGAUUCGUCUCGUUCAUCCUCCAUUUCCUCUGCCUCGAGCCUCGCUAGCGCGACCCUCUACAGCAACAUGAGCCGCUGUAGUGUGCCGUCGCGAUUUCGAGUGACGAAGCUUUGGAACGACAGGAUGAGCCUGAAGCCGUCCGUUCCCUCGGUUCCUGAGGACUAUGACGAGCAAUGUAUUUCCCUGUCUCCUGAGUCGUACAUUGAGUCUGAAACCAACAACAAGCUCGAGGGUUUGACCAUGGAAACGCCCUUGGCCAGACGCCGGUACCACCACCACCACCACCACCAUCCCCACCACCGAGGCGAAGAAGCGACGCGGGACCCGGCAUCCGAUGCUGCCAGGGCUCUCCAGGACCUUCACAAGCAUGACCUCUCGGGCGAUUCAACGCCCACGGGUGUGAGCGGACGCAAGCGAGGCCGCACAGCGUCCGUCGACCAUGGCCUGCAGGAAAACGUACGCGAGAUACUGGCGGGCUGCUACGAUUUUUCCCAAGAGUCAUGGACCGAUGACUUGAUUCGUUCCCAUGGCAUCAGCUCAGGACACCACGCGCACCUGCCCACCCAGUCGGUCUCGGGGCGCACCGCCAAGCGAGUCUGUUGCUCGGCAGAGGCUGCUACCAGCUACCAAGCUGGCAGCGUUCACCCGGCCAUCAGCCUCCGCGGGCGCGGAAUAUGGGACAGCAUUCUUAACUGA
Messenger RNA from Ustilaginoidea virens, 2148 nucleotides. RefSeq lists its product as uncharacterized. NCBI's taxonomy places the organism in Eukaryota, Fungi, Ascomycota, Sordariomycetes, Hypocreales, Clavicipitaceae. Gene Ontology annotation, biological process: regulation of cyclin-dependent protein serine/threonine kinase activity. Gene Ontology annotation, cellular component: nucleus; cyclin-dependent protein kinase holoenzyme complex. Bases 1 to 2148 code for a protein of 715 amino acids. The record is from RefSeq and is a predicted model, not a curated record. Gene Ontology annotation, molecular function: cyclin-dependent protein serine/threonine kinase regulator activity; protein kinase binding. The transcript is spliced from 2 exons.